UACAGUCACUGACUCUUUUUCAUCUUCUACUUCUUCAUCUUCUUCUUCAAAUCAGAAGAAAAUAUAUGCUCAAGUAGCAGAAUCUGCUGUCUUCAAACCUGCUAGUUCAAAAUCUGCUCAAAAUUCUGAGAAAACUGAGAAGAAUAUUUCUCAGAUCUCU
Messenger RNA from Blastomyces dermatitidis ER-3, 160 nucleotides. RefSeq lists its product as uncharacterized. The transcript has a single exon. The record is from RefSeq and is a predicted model, not a curated record. NCBI's taxonomy places the organism in Eukaryota, Fungi, Ascomycota, Eurotiomycetes, Onygenales, Ajellomycetaceae. The annotation marks the transcript as partial.